Schistocerca gregaria is the source of this 2081-nucleotide messenger RNA. RefSeq lists its product as uncharacterized. NCBI's taxonomy places the organism in Eukaryota, Metazoa, Arthropoda, Insecta, Orthoptera, Acrididae. Bases 331 to 2025 code for a protein of 564 amino acids. The record is from RefSeq and is a predicted model, not a curated record. The transcript is spliced from 5 exons.
UGGGAAUCGGCCGGUUGGAUCGAUAAUAUUCAUUUUGUGGAGUCGGAUAAUUGCUCUCCUCAAAACGAUGCUAUUUUUCUAUAAUCGCGCAUCUACUGAGUAUUAGACAGUUCUCUUUUGGGCUUGCCCUACUGUUUCGGUCAGACAAGUCUAGCCUCUUCCAAGUGCUUAACGGCUGGAGAUUCUGAUUUUUGCAGGCAGCCUACCGCGAGUUUGGGAGAAGCGUUAAAGACCGGAUCCUUUCAAGAUGAUCCGAAUACGCUGACAUGUUGCCUAUAUCAUAAGGUGCGUGGUGGAAAGGGGGAGUGGAGGGAAAUAGCAUUUGGAGAGAUGAUCCGUGUCACGAAGGGGAUAGGAAAGAAGGUCAAGUUAGUAGUCCACGCAUCGUUCGCGUUCCGGAUGUCGGAAUUUCAAACUGUCCUGUACGAUUUGAUCGAAGACGCGAGUAUGACUCAGUCAUUUCCUGGAAGGAUCAAGCAGAGAUGGUUCAACAUAGAGCGAUACAACACACAGACACCGGAUUUACCGGUUUAUUCGGCGGAAUUGAUGAUCAAGCUGUUCAAGUUAAGUAAGCAGCUUAUGUUUAGCGCCAUCGUGGACAGCAGAAAACGAGAAUAUCCAAAUUCUGGUGCCUAUCGUGGUAAAACGGUCAUUUUUGGGACACACAACUCAGGCAAACAAAGCAGACCUCACAAGGAGACAUCAAAGGAAUUUUUUGAGCACAGUGAGAAAUUCAAGCAACCCAAAUUGAGUUCCGACUCCAAGCCGGAUUCCCGUUUGGGCUGGUCUUCUUUUGAAGAUGAUAACGAUGAGUCUUCUUUGAUGCAGAAGCAGAUGAGUGAUGUGAAGGCAGUUUGGUCAUCUGGCUCAGCGCCUUCUGGUUUUUCCCUAACUGAGGAGCGGAGAAUGCUUGAAUCUAAAAUUUAUUCGACGAUUUGUCGCCUCUCGGCGAGAAUCCAAAGCGAGGCGAGCAAGCGCGAAAGCUUAGUUGCAGUUUAUUUAACUACGUUAUGGGAACGGGACGUGGCGGAAAACCUAACGAUGCGUAUCUAUAAAUACAAUCAAUUACUGAAAGAAGAAGUAAUGAAUAUAACCAAGCCGGCUGGAAAAGUUGCAUUUCUUUGUGCAGAAGCUAAUGGAGAGUAUACUGGACAAUAUACACUUAUUGUUACAUCCAACGGCCUUGCUCCAAGAUCGAUUAAUAUAUGUACACUAAAUGAAUACAUCGUAAUCUAUGAUUUUAGAAAGGAUGCUUGUUCUAUAAAGCUGCUUCCAGUCGCUUUUACUGUCUCCCCUAAAUCCAAUAUCUGUCUUCGAAAAAUUUUUCAAAUUGAAAAAACACAAUUUCUUCCUGCUCCUCUGCGCCAAAAAGCGGUACAUCAGACGCUCAACAUCGAUUCGGAUGCCUACAAUCUACCGCAGAUCACCGUCUAUUCUCCAAAUUCGCUUACUCAUGACGCCGCCCCUUCGACCGACCCAAAGACACCCUCUACAGACGGACGAAACCUCUUCCAGCAAACCAUGCCUAUACCAUAUCAGUCAACCGAAACAUCUCAUCCGUCAUUGUUGCUUUACGCGACCAGACCCGUUCAGCCUGAACAGCCACACCUCCAUCAUUUUAUCCCUGAAAACCAGCAUCCUGUAUCUUUCUACACGACACCCUCCCACCACUAUUGCAUUGCAAAUGAUCCCACGAAGGGCCAAUCGCAUCUGGUCCCGCAUUUUCAGCUGCUUGCUCUAAACGAGCAAGUUCAGCCGACCCCAAAUUCUCCUGUGAAUGCGCCUGUUUUGAACCCCUUCAUCCAAAAUGGAUUCAAACUUGUAGAGCUGUGCUACAAUCCGCCCUACGUUGACUAUUUACCGCUGUGCUCCGCUCAACAUCCCGCGCAAAUCGUCUACAACAAUGGACUAUGCAAUAUCCCAUACGGUUCGAACUGCGAACAAACCCACGCGCCCUCAGACGCCUCUCUGCCCUCCAAGCAGGGCAGAACACCGCACAAGCCACCCGCGCACCAAAAGCGGUAGCUUUUCUCCUGCCAAUAUAUGUGUAAAUCAUGUAAAAAAAAAUUUUUAGACUUGAC